Molecule: messenger RNA, 7086 nt
Organism: Numida meleagris (helmeted guineafowl)
Lineage: Eukaryota; Metazoa; Chordata; Aves; Galliformes; Numididae
Gene: DTHD1
Product: death domain containing 1
Exons: 9
Coding region: 186-2810 (874 amino acids)
Source: RefSeq, a predicted model, not a curated record
UGAUAGUCAACAUCAACUCAGAGUUUCUGAGCUAGAGCUUAAUUUUUGCAGUGCUGGAGGAAUAUAGUAUUUUUUAUAUUCUGGUUAAGUUACAAACAGUGAACAGCAUUGCAUGAAAAAAGGACAACAUCUUUUGGAAGAGUUUGAACAGAAGAAAAGUUGUAGUAGUAUAUUUUGAACAUAAAAUGGAAAUGGCAGAAAGUAAGAUUACACCUUCCGACAAAUCAGGAAAACUCCUGCAAAAAAUCUGGCACCUGAACUUGCUAGCAAGACGUUUGCUUCUGACAAGUGAUCUGGAUUAUGAAAAGAUAGAGGAGUAUGUGCAGCGACUGAUCUCUUUAACAAAAGAGCUGAGUGGAUCUCUCAGUCAACAGCUGGAGAAUGUUACAGAAAAUCUUCAAGAUACUUGCCACUUGCUGAGCACUCUCCUUGACAAACAUGAGGAAUUGACGGCAAGUCCAGAAUAUAAUGAUGUUAUAGAUUGUCUGCAGAAAAUGAACGACUGUUUGACAAGUACAGUUUCACACCUUCAAGAGGCCAAAAAUAAACUUCAUGCCGCUGGCUGCCAACAAGAUGAUGAUUCUCAGAUCCAAACUGCUCAAAAUGCUUUUGGAGAAAUGAGAGUAUGUUAUUCUGAAAGAGAAGCAAAGCAAUGUGUGCAAGCAUCCUCUAGUCCCAGUCAGCGAUCACAAAGAACUCCUUCCCAAAGCAAGACAGAAAGUCAGAACAUUAAUCGAGUUCAGCCACGUGAAAUCAAAACUGUGAAAAAAGAAACUGCUGCAUCAUUAGCUGAAAACAGAUCUGUCCGAGAACAGGAAGUUAGCAGAGAACGUCCAAUAACAAAAGAAGCUGGAGAAUACAGAGUGCUAACAACCUCUAUUUCAGAGAAAAUAGAUAAUAAUGGAAAAGACAAACCUCACAGAGAUGGCUCUUCUACUGAAGAAUAUCCAGAAUUGGCUUGUCAAGAUGUUCUUAUGGGCGGUGGAGAAGGUAUUUCAUCUCGGUCAUCAACAGAUACUCUUGACAGAACUGUCACAAAUCAUUCUGAACAGGAAAAAGAACAUAAGUUGACAGUGCUAAUGAAAGGCAGUAAAAAGGAAACAAACUAUGAGAUGUAUAGGAAUGAUCUAAUUACCAUCACAUCUUCAGCACAAACUGGUGAUCUUACUGUUGUGAAUCCUUCAAUGAACGAUUCAGAAGAAGUGCAAAAAUAUAGGCACUGGUUAAACAAAGAAUUUGUAGUGGAAGAGAGCGGUAAGAGUGAACAUAAAGUAGUUUGCUUUAUUAAAGCCCCUGCAACUGCCCUGGAGAAUCUGGUCUGUACGAUAGUCAAUGACACAAGUUCCUUGGUGGUGGAUGAUUUUGAGGAGCUGGUCAGCAAUGUCAUCAGUGUUGAAUGCUCUGAUUAUAAGAAAACAAUCCCUUUCCCUAUUAACAUUGCAAUCCCAUUUACUUCAUGCUUCAGAGGAAAUUAUUGGGAAAUUAUGGUGAAGGUGACAGAUGUGAACUUUCAAUCAAAUUACUUAACUCCCAUUUCUCUGGAAGGAUACCACGGAAACCACAAGGAAACCUUUGCGGAAGUGAAAGUUUAUCAGCUGGGUGUUUUUUCUGUGUUGUCAUGCUUAAAGAAAGAAACAUUUACCGUUCCAAAAGCAGGACUCUCACAAAACCUGAGCGUGGAUUCUAGGAUCUCUUUCUAUUACCCUUCGGAAACCUUCACUUCUCCAGCAACCAUGAAGUUAAAGAUUCAGCCAAUUGAACCAUCACUGAUUUCCACACUGAAAGCAAGACAUGACAUGUACCUCUCAGUGGUAUCUACCAGUGCACUGGUUUAUGUCCAGCAUCCUUCAGCCCAACCAUUUAAUAGUUCAGUCACCAUUACUCUACCCUGUCCUCCAAACCCAGAAAAAAAAAGGCAAGAGGAGGAAACAGAGCAAGUGAGAUCCAUUACUGCUACAGUAAAGAGAGUUGCUGCAGCAUACCAUCCUCGGGCUAUGAGUGCUUCUUUGAGAAAGAAUGGAGAGAAUCUUAGUGAUACUUUCAAAUUAUUAGGUCACAGAAACAAAGAGGAGUGGAUAGUCUUUGAUGAUAUUACUAUCCAGAAUGCACAGAAUGGGCUUGUGUCAUUUGAACUAAAUGAACAUUUAGAAAGCUUCAUGGUCAUUCGCCUUUCGUUCCUCUUGGAAAACACUUAUCUCCUCCUCUUUGCUCGGGCUCUGGAAGAAGCUGUUUGUAGCACAAUGUCUAAUGUGAUACUGUAUCGGAAAAGAGAAAACCCACAUAAAAUAAUAGUUUUACUAACUGCAUCCAAGGAAUUGACCUGGGAACUUCAAAAUCUCCACGAGGAGGGCUACUUUGGUCCCCCAGAACCUACACAGCAGUUUCCUUUAAGAGAAGGAGACCAGAUUCACCUUCAGUUUAAAGGCAAUAUAUUUGCUUCAGAAAAUGGAAAAGAUUUUGGAAAAGCCUACAGACUGAUUUUUCACUCACAAAGAAAGCCCAGACUAGAGCUCCAAAUUAAGGAAGUGGAUGAGUAUGGUAACCACAGCUCCCCUCACUACAAGGGAACAGCAGUGUUUUACAAAAUUACCAGAGGGAUGAUAACCAAGGAAUGGAAACAGCCCUUGCCACAUGGUAACUAUCAACACCAGUCUCCACUGAGCAAAUUACCACUGACAUUACCAAAGACAACCACGGGAGUCACUGAUGGAGCAGUUCUGAUCCAUCAGGAAUGUAUAAACACCCUUAGGAUUUUUCUUAGCAGAUGGGGGACUCAUCAAACCACCAGCACAGAAAAAAAGUGUACUUAGAAGAACUUUUUCACACUUUUGGCCUCCCCAGCUGCUAUGACCCUGAGAAAUUUUAACUGAAGUUGCGGUUAAAUAUCCUUGUAUCCCUUUCUUGGGAGUGCAGAAUUGCAAGUUGUAGGAGCAUAAACAGUCCGUGAAACCUCUCUUUCUCCUAUCACCUCAUUUUCCUAUUAUGCCUGAUAAGUAAUAUAGCCAUGUGGGCAAUUGUCUCCAGCACUGGUGAAAAUUAUUCUUGCAUAAAUUAAACUUUAAUAUUUCUGAAAUUAAAUCAAAUUGCAAUCUUUACAGAGUCUAGUUAUCAGCAUCCUGUACUGUACAAAAUGCUGCCACUAGACUACUGCUAUCAAAUUUGCAUACAUUUUAAUCUCAGAAUCUGCAGGUAGCACAUGGUCUGAAUCUCAGGUGUCACAAAGUAGCAACUCUUUCUUUUUGAAUUUAGUUUAAUUCAAUCUUCUUAAAUUAUCACCUGCAAAUUCAUUUUCUAUUCCAUAAGCAUACCUCUUGAUUUUUCUCUCAUCUCUAGUCAUCAAAUAAAAAUUAAGAACAGUUAAGUGCAGAAGGUUUUAAGGCAAGACUCCUUUUAGUAACAAAUUCCAUGUAAAAUGUAAACUGAGGGGUGGAAGAAGGUGAGGGAAAUCAUUUUCUUUCACUCUCUUUGCUUUUCCACAGAGCAUACCAUGUAAUCACAGGGAGGGAAAUAUAAACUCUAGAGGUUCCAGUGAGGAAGAUCACAAACAAGCAAAAACCAAAAACCACAAAGGAGCAACAACAACAAAACAGUAACAGCCUAGGCAUCAGUUAGUUUUCUUCUACCCACUUGGUUCUCUUCCAUCCCAUUUUUCCUCUUAAUCUUCCUUUGUAAUACAAACAAGAUUCAGUGAAUUGAACUGCAUAUGUAUUGAACCACAAAGGUAAUCAUCAAGAGUUUCAGUUUAGUUUUGGUGUAUAUCGUUUAGUGCUACACAUGUUAGUUCUUAAAUGUCCAACUUAGACUUUUGAAAUAACCUAUUUCUGAAUACUUCUUUUUUUCCUGCUACUCAGGAAAAAGAGGUAUCACUUCAAUCAGUGUUGCAGUAUGUUGCAAAUAUAUAUAUAUUUUCUGCUAGAGGUAUACUUCAAAGGGAUCAAAAUUUUCAUUUAAUGCAAAUAUUAAGCCAAAAAUGGGAUCAAAAUGCUUGGAAACAUUUGCAUAUUGAUAGCUUUUCCAUUAUUUGAUUUAUAUUUUCGAUUUUACUCAAAAUGAAAUACCUCUCUGUAGAAUGAAUAGCAUCAAAAUAACAUCUUUUAUAUAAUCUCAGUUCACAAAAUUCCAUACUGAACAAAUUGAUAGAAAUGUUAAGAACAUGAAAUAUUAUAUUUUGGCUAUCUUGCUGGCUGAAAGGUAGGAAAAAUAGAGUAGGAAAAAGUAGCUGCUUUUCUGAAGGGAAGAUGAUUACUAAUGAAGUCCCACACAGAUCUGUGCUAAUGUAUUCUUUAGAAACUUCUGAAUAGUUAAGCAGAACAUUUGCUGAUAGUACAAAAUAUUAAAAGCACUGCAGUUGUCUGUGAAGAAUCACUGAAUCUAAUGAUACUGAAUGUCUAGAAAAUAAAAUAGACAAUUUAGAUGUUAAAAAGCUUUUGUUGGUGGUGGAGGAAUGUGGCUAAUAUGAUCAGAAACAUAGACGGGUUCCAGGUAGAAAAACAAUACAUUAAUAACAACUCUUCAGACAAUUUUGAUAGAAGUUGAAAAGUUGUAUACGCUCAUGAAUGAUGGAGGAAGGGAACAUGGAAGGGCUAUAGCUUCUUUUGUAGGAUACAAGAACAAUGAUAUUGGUAAGUGGUAGGUGCAACUACUGAUGCAAAAGAACAUUUUUUUUACAUACAAAAUAAUCAAAAGAUAAAUUCAUUUUCACAGAAUAUUACAGUAGCUAAAAAUGGGUUUGAGGAAGGAAGUGGCUGGAAGAGCCAUAUAUUAAACAUAAUGAUCCUGCUUUCAUUGAAUUCUAGGGAAACAAAAAGGAAAUUCUAAUUACUUAGCAUAUCCUAUUGUUCUAAAAUUAUUUGCAGAGAAGAAAAAAAUAAACAGCGAAGCUAACAUAGGUACUGUAUCCAGCAUUUACUACCCAUGAUGUGAUCAAUAAAUUUUAAUCAGAUAUACCAUCACAUUAUGAUGUGCUUUCUAAUGAAUAAAGAAAGUAGAAGGAAAUAGUCAAAACAGUCAAAACAGCAAAGACUAUUCAUAUUUCUACUGUUUGGCUGAGUUCAUAGAUAUCUUUAACUAACAAUUCCUGCAUAUGGAGCUUUUGUUUUCUCAGCAUUAGAAACAGGUUUGACAAACAUGUUCAACACAAGGAAAAUGUGGAGGAUCAGGUUCUGAUAUCAAGUAUGUGUGUGCAUAUCAGUGAUUUUCUACUGAGAUUUCAAGCCAGUUGUAUGACUGUAAAGCUGGGUUAAAGAGUUUAAAAGGUUAAUUUCUCCUUUUCUGUCUGUCCUGCUUGAUAUGCAAGUAGAGUCUGUUCAUGUCUGAAGGUCCAUUUGCAGGGCACUUUAGUAUUACUGACUGAAAUCAGAGUGCUUUGCAGAAAGAUAGUGGUGUAAUCCAUACAAGCAUUAUCAAAUUACUAUUCUGCUGAAGUUCUGCAACUAAUGACUGUCUAACAGCAAAAUAGCAUGAGAUCCAAUGGUUCAAAAAGGCAGCUGCUUAGCUAAUUUUAAGGCCUUCCAGACUACAAAACUGCUUUGACCGCUAAGAGUAUUUUACUUACACUGUCAAAUAGAACAGCCGGGCCAUGUGCCAGUGCAGCUGAACCAGGGGUGAAUUUAGCUCUUCACUAUGGGUAUUUAAUCUUUAAAGGCAGAUGUAAUGUUUUCUGUCUAACGCACUGUAUAUUAUUGUACGAUUACCGGACAAUACUCGUCAAUUCUUAUCAUUUUUACUACUGUUUUAAUAUUAAGUAUCAUAAAGUAGUUCAGAUUAAAGUCAAACCAUUGGUAACUGAGUUCAUCUACAGUAACUCUGAAAGUAUCAUGCAGAGCUUUGAGGUUCUAAAUUCUCAUUAAUGAAUGAAAAUAAGUUUAAAUAUAAAUGUGCUCUUAAAAAGAAGUCAAAGAAAUCUCUGCCUUGGAAGAAAAACAAUGCCCCCUUCUGGAGAGAGCUCUACUUUCCCAUUAUUUUGAGUGCCUUUUCAAUCAUGUUACUCUGCCUUCACACAGUGCACGACAGAACUGCUGUAGAAGCACACAAGCCAAAGAAGAUUUAAAUCUCCAGGUGUGCACAGCCCAGAACUGUCUUGCAGUGUGGGCAGUGUGUGCUCUGAGCCUCCUGUACACACUAGAAUCCCCUCCCAAGUCCACAGGCCUCCUGAAAGCUGUUUAACUCACAGGUGAAUUGGAAACUCAGUUACGGUCAUAUUUACUUUUUAGAUAUUGUACCUGUUUAAGGUAAGGUCAGCAGGGUACUGGCUCAGUAUGUCCAGCAGAAAAAGGAGAAUAAUCAGGUCAGUCUGAGUUUCAUGGUAUUAAUUCACAGAUGGAAAUGGGAAGCUCUGUGAAUAAAACUCCAGAAAGUCUCAUAGGGAAAGGCUAAACUGACAGGUAAUGCAAUUGAAUGUGUGACAAAAAUACGUGCCAUUUUGGCACCAGAGGAGAACAAUUACAUGUUUUAACAAAAAAAAAGGAGCAGAAUUUCACUUGUUACAAAUUAAUCACUUGUACUCUGUGUUCUUGUACAUAAUUUCUUGUUCUGUUUGGAGUAGGAAACAAGAUAAGGCUCUCCCCUUUAUCAGUCAUAAGGAAAAAGGACAUUUUUUUUCUUUCUUUCCAGUGUUAAGAGGAAGAAAAAAAGGACUCUGCACUUGGUGAAAUUUGUCUCUUGAAUGAUGAUGAUCUUUAGUGGUUUAUAAUUAAAAGUUGAACUUUGUAAAAUGAAUGCAUAUAGCUACAAAGGCAAAACAAUUUCUAAAUGUAUUCUUACAUUCUUAUUCACCAGAGGGAUGGGAUGCCGUUCAGAGGGACCUAGACAGGCUUGAGCAGUGGGCCCAGGUGAACCUCAUGGGGUUCAACAAAUCCAAGUGCAAGGUCGUGCACCUGGGUAGAGGCAGCAUCCAUCACCAAUACAAACUGGGGGAUAAAAGGACUGAGAGCAGCCCUGCUAGAAAAGACCAGGGGGUAAUGGCGGAUGGCAAGCUGGACAUGAGCCAGCAAUGUGUCCUUGCAGCCCAGAAAGCCAACUGUAUCCUGGGCUGCAUCAAAAAAAAUGAGGCCAGCAGAGUGAGGGAGGUGAUCCUGCCCCUCUACU